Molecule: messenger RNA, 2634 nt
Organism: Ectocarpus siliculosus
Lineage: Eukaryota; Phaeophyceae; Ectocarpales; Ectocarpaceae
Source: the annotation of a GenBank genome assembly
AUGGGGCCGAAGAGAGGGGGAUACUGGCAACGCAAGAAGGACGAAAGGUCGAGAUCCUUCGCCAAGAGGGGGAGGGUAGGAGGGUGGGGCGACUACGGUCCAGGUGGACCUGUGAAGGCGGGAUCUGGCAGUCAAACGGAAGGAGCCGCAGCCGGGGAAGCUGCCGCUGAGGGCGCAACGACAGUCGCGGAGGCAUCUCGCGACGACGCGAAGAGCCCUACUGCUGCUGCGGCUGCAGCGGCUGCAGCGGCUGUCGCUCGCAAGAGAAAGGGCCAGGGCAAAUCCAAGUCCUCUGGCAACAACAGGGGGGGGCGCAAUCCGCAGAAGCGACGAGUGGAAACUGUACAUGCUGGCUCGUACGCUGGGGAGCUGGGCGCGACUCUCAGCGAGGAGCGCCGCCAAUUGCUCAAGGAGCGCCUGGAGGAGGACGACAGGAAAGCGGCGCAGGAGAAGGAGGAGCAGGAGAAGAAGCAGGCCGCCGCACCUUCCGCUGAUGGAGCCUCCGCUGACGAAGCCGGCCCAGUUGUAGGGCCCAACGGGGAGGGCGGAGUGGCGUCGAGCUCGAGCAAGAAGAAAGUAGCCCUGCUUAUUUCCUACUGGGGCAACAACUACCAGGGUUUACAAAUAAACAAGGGUGCCAGGACCAUCGAAGCGGAGCUGGAGCUAGCCCUGUACCUGGCGGGGACAAUAAGCAAGGACAACUUCGGGAACCCGAGGAAGGUUUCUUGGUCCCGUGCCGGCCGCACCGAUAAGGGGGUUCACGCCGCAGCACAGGUGAUAUCGGUGAAGCUGACAUACCUGAACGACGGCGAGAGGGAGACGGUUGAAAAAAUCAACAAAUACCUCCCUGAUGACAUCCGGGCGGUGGACAUCAGGCGAGCACCGAAGAGCUUCGACAGCAGGACGCGGUGCAGCGGCAGGCGGUACGAGUACAUCAUGCCCACGUACGUGCUGGCUCCCAAGGCGUACGUCACGGACCUAUUCGAAACGGCGUUGGAGUGGGAAAUGGCCCACGCCGGCGGUGGAGACAGUAGUGCGGUGGACGACCUAGGGGAAACUGCGGAUAUUUCCGCCGUGGCGGGGGGCUCGAUACAAGUGGAUGCGGCCCAACUAGCAGCAGGUUCUCCUCCGCCUGAGGCAGCGCAGGCCGAAAAUGCUUCUAGUGGCGCGGUGCUGCCGUCGGCGGGAGCAGUCGGAACGGAAGCAUCAGGAUUAACAGAUGCUGCCGAUGCUGCGGCGGCGGCCUCCAUGGAGACUCCGGCUGCGGGACGAAGGCAAGGGCACGCGGUGGGUGCGGCGGACGACGACGGGGCAAGCGAGUACAGCGGGAGGAGCGACACCGAAGGAGACGACGACGACGGCAACUCGCAGCAAGAGUACGAAGGGAGCGGGGACGAAGGAAAGGAAGCUAGGUUAAGGCAGGCCGCCGUGGAGCUGUCUUCUCCGGCCGUGGUCCAGAGGGUGGCGGAGCAGCUGAAGGGGUACCGCUUGAAGCCGGACAGGCUCGAGGACCUGCGAGAGACGCUCAAGGGGUUCCUGGGCACCAAGAACUACCACAACUACACCAACCACAAGAAGGCGACGGACGCGAGCUGCAAGAGGUUAAUAACCUCGUUUACAGCGUCGGACCCUUUUGAGCACGAAGGCAUGGAAUGGAUCCGGCUGACCGUCGGGGGGCAGAGCUUCAUCAUGCAUCAGAUCCGCAAGAUGGUGGCCUCUACGGUAGACCGCGUUCGAGGGCAGUCCAAUCCGGAGGACUUCACCAAGUCCUUCUUACCCGAGAAGAUAAACCUGGGAAUCGCCCCCAGUGACGGGCUCUACUUGGAGCGACCGCUCUACGAGCCCUACAACAAGGACGUGAAACGCGCUAAAGCUCACGAUCGCCUUCUGGAGUGGGAGACUGGACCCGCUGCCGAGGCCCUGGAAGACUUCAAGAAGAACAAAAUUCACGCAGGAAUCCUCGCAAAGGAGCAAGCGGACUACGACUUCGUAGCUUGGUUGGACCGCAUCACGAGAUACCCGUGCAAUUACUAGGGUAGACCUGGAGCGCGCAUGGUUCGGAGAUGGGGUUUGUCUUGGGCUCGGAGUUCGAAAAUGCUGUUACGCUGCCUGUGUUUGGAGCUGUGCCCGCUAUUUCCCCGGACACCCAGAAAUCUUGUGCCAUCAAGACCUGUGGCGGCACGAGGGUUUCACCCAGUGUUUGUGCUGACGGAGCGUUUGGCAUACUCGAAGCACCCUUGUUGAUGCUCUGUCGUAGAGCUCGAGGGCGAGUCGAUAUGAGCAAGUAGGGCGCGGAGAAAUGCUAGAAAUUGCACCGAUUUGGACGGCUGGAGUCGGAAAUUGGGAGGGUGAGAUGAUUUUGCUCUGCUUUCGCGCGUAGCGGUGACGCGCCCUCACCCGCGUACGCCUGCUUUUUGGGACAGGAGGGCAUGUGAUACUCGUCUCAGAACGUCCAGCUAGUUGCCUCGACAGAACCGUACAUGGGAGGCACGUGCUGCUCUUUUUCAAAGAGUCCGCUGCUUGAGCAUGUGGCAAGGCUCGCGAGUGUGGAGGAAGUUUAAGGGCGUCUUGCUAAAGCCUCGCAGCGCUACGUCGCCGCCAGGAGUACGAUGAAGAAAUGUAAAACUUUUAUCC